AUGAAGACACUCACUCUCGUUGCUGCCGUCUUUUCUGCCGCUGUUCUGGCUGCUCCUGCUGCCAACUCGCCCGUGGCAAGAGCUGCGCAUGAUUACGCAUGCGUCUGCCAGUAUCCCAACCAAUUUCCUUAUGUGCUUCACUGCGACCAAUGCUUGGGAACGGAUCCCCAGCCAUGGUGCCGCACUCUGAGGUCGCGAGGCACCAUUUGCGCCUAG
Molecule: messenger RNA, 216 nt
Organism: Metarhizium album ARSEF 1941
Lineage: Eukaryota; Fungi; Ascomycota; Sordariomycetes; Hypocreales; Clavicipitaceae
Exons: 1
Coding region: 1-216 (71 amino acids)
Source: RefSeq, a predicted model, not a curated record